Messenger RNA from Calypte anna (Anna's hummingbird), 951 nucleotides. RefSeq names its product basic salivary proline-rich protein 1-like. The coding region runs from base 76 to 951 and encodes 291 amino acids. The transcript has 5 exons. NCBI's taxonomy places the organism in Eukaryota, Metazoa, Chordata, Aves, Apodiformes, Trochilidae. The record is from RefSeq and is a predicted model, not a curated record.
GCUCCCGGCCAAAGCUGAGCGGCGGGAGGAGCCCACGGCAGGCUGGGCUCUGCCUCCCCAGCGCGGGGGGGUUCGAUGGCUUUGGUGGCCUCGGUGACCUCGGGCUUGGUGGCCCCGGUGGCCCCGGUGGCCUGGGGCUUGGCCACCGGCACCUGCCUGCUCCUCCUCCUCCUCCUCCUCCUCCUGCUCUGCUCCUUCUUCCACAAGGCUAGCCGGAGGUUUUCCACCCGGGAGAGGAAGGCGAGUCCUGGGAUGGUCCAAGGGGUGGCUCUGGAUCCGAGCGCCGGGAUAGCAGCUCUGCAGGGGGGCACCUCUUCUCCUGCUGAGCUCCAGCAGCCCAUGGAUGGACCCCCCAUGCCAGAGGACCCUAAUAAACCCCUCGAGGGGGACCCCCAGCUGCAGACCCCCCCUUCCCACCUGCUCUCUGGACCAACCCAGAGGACCCCCGAGUUCCUACGGCACCGGCAGCUCCCGGUUCUUCCUGGGGAUCCUGGCACAGCCGUGGUGACCCCUGUGCCAGAGGCUGAGGGACGGAUCUACGAGAGCAUCCGCUGCAAACCUGGGAUGCUGAGAAAGCCCUGGGAGGAGAGAAGUGGCCAAGAGGAUUCCCCAUCCUUGUCCCCCAGGGAUGAGCCAAAUAUCCCCCAGCUGGAGGUCACCACCCUGGAGGAGCCGGGCAGGCAGGGGAACCCCGACCCCGUGUAUGCCCAGGUGGUGAAACCACCCCGGGUACCACAACCCCUUCAGCCCCAAGAAGCAUCCCAAGCAGAAAUACCUCCAUCCCUGCCAGGAAAAGCUCUUCCGUGUGGCACGGGAUGCCCUGGAGAUGUUGGGGAGGUGCCUGAAGGUGGCAAACUUGAUGGAGGGUUUUCCCAGCUGCGGGCAGGAGCGUGGGCAGGAAGAGGGAGCAGCUCUGGAGAGCUCCCUGCUCACUCCCAAACCCACAAGUGA